GGAUACAGCGGCUGGCCUAGCGACGGAGCGCUCGCGAUAAAGUAGCCGCUGCCGAGAGUGUCGUUCGCUAUCCGAAUAUCAAGUAAAAUGGCUGAUCCAGAGAAAGAGGCAGGUGACCUUAUUGAAGAGGAUGUUGAUGUAUCAGUACCUGAGCAGCAACUUUUAGAGGACGCAUCAGUAUCAGAACAAACAGAAGAAGUUACAGACUUUGUAAGAACUACAGAAAAGCGGACAGAUGCAGCGCUGUCAAAUGAAACAGCUCUGCCUGCAGAACAGAAGCAGUUAAUGCUUGAGUCUAGCACUACUGAGGAGCGGACAGAGAGACUGGACAGUGUAACAGAGCUAGAGGAAGCCCAUGCAGAACCCCAGGUUCAGGAAGAUGUUGCAGAUGUCAAAGACCUUAGUGAUGAACUUCAGUCUGAUGUCGACACACCAGCUCCAGUAGUCGAAAUUACAGCAAAAGCCGUUAGAACUCCUGCUGAAAAUGUGUCUGGAUUAGCUGCAGAAACACAUGCUAUGAGUAGCACGCCAUCAGGAAUUUGGGGAUCUCAAGUACCACAAGUUCCAGAAGAUGCAAACGAUUUUACUUUGACAGUUAAAAUCAUGCUGCAUCCUGCUAUCCAAAUUUUCACUAUGGCUUUCAGUCCUAACAAAACCGUGGGGCAAAUAAAACAGUAUUUUUCAUCAAGAUUAAAAAUACCACAGGAUGUUUUACAGUUCAUUUUGCUAGGAAGAAUAAUGGAGGAUAGUGAAACGCUACAGGAUCUUGCCGCUAAAUGUCAUGGAACUGCACAGUUCGAUAUGUUCUCCUUAGAUGAAGAACGCUUUCCAAUCAAAGCAUCUAAACUCCUCCAAGAAUACUAUAUGCCUGAUGUUAUAACUGUCAACGUGCAAACCGAUGCAGACACAUUUCAGGAUGUAUCCGUAGAGAUUACAAGGCCAACUUAUGAGAAACCGUUUCUGGGUGGAUUUAGAAAUAGGCUAACUGGCGUGGAAUAUCACAAUGCAGGAUCACAGACAGUACCCAGAAAACGUCCAGAUAAAGAAUAUAUAGAGUUCUGUCGGUCGACACAGACCGUGGUUGAGAGGAAAAAGCUGCAACAGACGAGAAAUACAACUUCCACUCAGAUGACUAAAAUUGGUGUUUAUGUGUCAAACAUCACAGACAAACUCAUUGAACCAAAGGGCUAUGUCACAGCUGAAGAGUACCACGCACGAAGACUUAAGGCAGUCAUUGUAAUACAAACCUACUUCCGACGGUGGAAUGCUAUCAAUAUAGUAGCAAGACUAAAAGAAGAAAAACGGUUGAGAUUGGAGUGGGAAGAACAGGAGGAAAAAAGAAAAGAGCAAGAGAAGGCGGAGAGACUACGAAGAGAGUAUGAUCGAAGGAUGCAUCCUAAAACAAAGGAUGAUUUUGAGCUACUCUAUCAUGCUUUGGAAUUAUGGAGGCAGGAGGAGCUUGCCCGCCUCAACAAUACCUUCACUGGAGCUGAGCUCAAGGCAGCGCUCUGUGCACUUUUAGAGAAAGAGGCCCAGCUGAUAGCUUCCAUUGGGAGGCACAAACUCAAUGCUGAUGACGAGAACGAGCAAAAGGCAAUCCUGUCCUUCCUGGAAAAGUGUGCCAGUCCCAAAAAAUGGAAGGCUUUUGAUGGUAAAAUCACAGAAAUGGAUACGCAGUUCACUCUGCGUGCCAGGGAACUCCUGGAAAUCUUCCGCAGCAUUAGUAUGAAAGACAUUCUUCAAGAUGAGCGGCUAGAUGUGCUCUUGACACUGAAGCACACGGUGAAGGAGCAUGACUGUACGCUCACACAUGAAAUAGUGGAACUAAUAGAUAGAGAGGCUGAUCUCAUGAUGAGAGGAGUGAAGGAACAUAAUCUAGAAGGGCUCAGAAAAAGAAUAUGUACACUGUUUCUGCAGUAUAUUAAAACACCACUCUUUAACCCAGAGGUCGCAAGGUAUCUCAAGGUCCCGCCAGAUCCAAUGAGGCUGUAUCACAACAUCUACUUUUGCCUCAGUUGCAAAUGCUACCUGCCUUCUACUGAUUUCACCAUGGCUGCCAGUUCACGCACCAUUGGCCGGUGCCGUCGGUGCUGCAAGCUGGAUAACGAAGCUCGUCAGAGAGAAGCCUUUUUGAAGUACAAACUUAUGCUUCGGAAUCUCAGGCAAUCUGAAAUGAAUUAUAAGGAUGGCGCUAAGAUCGCAUUCCUGAUACAGCAGCAAGAUCUGCAAUAUAUGGUUGAGAAGUUUUGGGGUUCUCAAUCGGCUCUUAGUGCCCGGGAUGAUCUCUACGACCUGGUUAUGGUCAGGUGGGAUAAAUAUCAUGAAUGGGUCCCAUGGAACACUGUUCUUCUCACAAAGGAUGAAGCUGAGGCUCACCUUAAAUUGACAAAUCUUGAAAAGGCUUAUGAGAUGGUGUUUGUUCAUAGAAUCAAGCACAGACAUAUCCUGGCAAAGAACUAUUUCUCCCAGUUCCCAGAGAUGGCAGCAGCUCUACAUAAAGAUGACAAGCAGGCUUGCUCAAGUGAUCUUUUAGCAGCAAAUCCUUUAACACCCAGUUCGACAAAGCAAUCCACUAAGGAGAAGACUGUUCACUGAUUUACUGCUUGAAAAAUCCGUCUCAUCUCAAGAUAAAGGAACAUUUGUUUCUUUCUGUCUUCAUUGCUCUGUCUUUUCCUAAUUGUGCUUUAAGGAAUAUACAGUUGUCUGAAAGCUAACUUCCAACAAAUGGAUCUCAGCUUAGUUAUUAUUAUGCUGCAUUUCUCUGAAAAUUAAUUAUAUUUAGAUGUAUGAUUUUUAAAAAAACAAAACCUUCCAUCCAUA
Messenger RNA from Heteronotia binoei (common prickly gecko), 2820 nucleotides. RefSeq names its product IQ motif and ubiquitin domain containing (gene IQUB). Gene Ontology annotation, biological process: cilium assembly. Lineage: Eukaryota; Metazoa; Chordata; Lepidosauria; Squamata; Gekkonidae. The record is from RefSeq and is a predicted model, not a curated record. Gene Ontology annotation, molecular function: protein binding. Gene Ontology annotation, cellular component: acrosomal vesicle; motile cilium.